CGAUUAUACCCGCUGACCUUGUCAUACCAUGUAGAAAUGCGGGAGAUUCUCAGUUUCUACACCGCGCAAAGGUUCUCCUUGAGUCAGCAACAUCACGAUGAUCAAGGCAGUCUUCUUCACGAGGUUCCAUGAGACCAAAGGCUCUCGCGUUCUUCAUCAAGUCCCAGCUGGGGCCAUUGUCCCAUUCACCGACUCCCCUUCCGCGUCGUUCAUCAAUGGCGAAAACCACCCGCCUCCAUCGCCUCGCCAGGCACCAUUAUUUGACUUCAACUCCAUCUCAGAGUACAUCAUCCCGCGCCCCCCCUUCUGCGACCGGCCGCUCACCAUCUGCAUCAACAAACUGCGGAUCGUCAGCCAUCCGGUGUGCAUCGAUGACCUGGCGCGAUAUGACCGGAAGAUCUACAUCUUCAACUUCGCGGUCGUCAUCGAGGAGGAUGUGGAGAUGAGCGGGUACGUCAGCGUGGUGCGGAAGUUGGCGCGGCUGUUUCGGAACCUGGAGGAGAUGAAUGGGUUCUUGUCGAAGGAGGAGGAGGUGGUGGAGGAGUCGGAUCGGAGCGGGUUGGCGGGGAGAAGAGGGAGGGGGAAGGUGUAUGCGCUUUGUGAGAUGAUUAUGGAAGAUCUGAACAAUUAUUGCGAGUGCAUGAUACCCAUAGAUGACGCCAAUACCGUCAAUCUAAAGCUCUUCCCUCCACAACCACCCCCACCUCCUGUCCCGUCCUACGUCGUCCCCCUACUCACCAUCACGCUCCCCCAUCAGACGAUUUCUACUGACCUAACCCUCCUCCGUAUCCUCCCCUCCAUCAACGGCAUCAACAGCGUCGCUCGCAUCGCCGAUCUCGCGGACGUCGAUCUCUCUCUUACCCGCAAAGCUAUCCAGCAUCUCCUGUACUACGGCUGCGUCCUCCUACUAGACAUCUUCCAAUUCGGCGCCACCUACGCGCCCACCUCAGAGAUCUCCUCCCUCGUCGAGGACGACGACAUGGUUCAAGAAGGCAUCAAUUACAUCACCGUCCCGGACCCCGACUCCCUCUCCUUCCCCAGCCGGAUCAACUCCUCCGAUCGACUCAGUCCCUCCCGCAGCGGCAGUGACGCCGACUCCACCGCCCCCAGCUCCCCACCGCACGGUCAGCCUUCACUCUUCGACCCGAACGGAAUCUCCAAGCCGUUAGACCCCACAAUGCUCAUCCAGCUGUACACCUCGCUGGGCCAGGGCAAGACGCUGCGCACGUGGGUCGUGGAGCACGAAGAGCUCCUCCGUGGUCUCGACGUCCGCCGCCUGAUCACCUUCGGCAUCAUCAAGGGGUUCCUCUACCGCGUGCACAAAUACGUCGUCGCGACUGGCGCGUCGGGGCGGGGGGAGUGGGGCAACGGCCGGGGAGGACGGGCGUAUGCACAGACCGCGCUGGAUGCAAUCGACAGUCGGGCGACGAGUGUGGUGAGGGGGUUCGCGACGCCGGGGGGCACUCGGGAGAAUGGGCACGGAGGGGCGGCAGGGAGUUUGGGGAUGGGGUUGCCGUUGGCGAAGUAUGUGGAUGGGACGCAUUGCUUGGAUGAGACUUGCACAGAGUUGAGGAUGGGGGAGAAGGAGGUGAUGGGAAGGUUGAGGGAGGCGUUUGGGGAGAUUGUGGUUAUACAUCGGUGAUGUACCUGGUUUACAAUUGGAAGGCUUUCACUUUCGAGAGAAUGAGUAUCGGUCCUGAUUAGUAUUGUAGUGGUGCUGGAAUCAUGCUGGCAGGCUGGUUAACAGGUAUUGUUCCUG
This is a messenger RNA of Eremomyces bilateralis CBS 781.70, 1759 nucleotides long. RefSeq names its product nitrogen permease regulator 2. The record is from RefSeq and is a predicted model, not a curated record. The coding region runs from base 98 to 1642 and encodes 514 amino acids. NCBI's taxonomy places the organism in Eukaryota, Fungi, Ascomycota, Dothideomycetes, Eremomycetales, Eremomycetaceae. Gene Ontology annotation, molecular function: GTPase activator activity. Gene Ontology annotation, biological process: negative regulation of TORC1 signaling; positive regulation of autophagy. Gene Ontology annotation, cellular component: vacuolar membrane; GATOR1 complex. The transcript is spliced from 3 exons.